Molecule: messenger RNA, 2486 nt
Organism: Synchiropus splendidus (mandarinfish)
Lineage: Eukaryota; Metazoa; Chordata; Actinopteri; Syngnathiformes; Callionymidae
Gene: skida1
Product: SKI/DACH domain containing 1
Exons: 1
Coding region: 151-2310 (719 amino acids)
Source: RefSeq, a predicted model, not a curated record
CGUUUAAACCCGCAUGUCAAAGUUUACACUUUGAUGACGCAGCAGCAGCAUGUGGAUGACCUAAAGGUGUGUGCGGGAUGCGCCGAUGCUCCCGCAGCCAUAUAAAUCCAUAUUUCACAGGCUGGCUGUAUGGAUUGACACGUUAAAACCAUGGGAGAUCUGGAGUGUGGUUUUGAGGAGAUGCAAGGAGUCCGACUGGGAUACUUGCUCAUCCGAGGCAAACAGAUGUUUGCUUUGUCUCAGGUCUUCACUGAGCUGCUGAAGAACAUUCCUCGGACCACCGUGCACAAGCGAAUGGACCACCUGAAUGUGAAGAAACACCACUGCGACCUGGAGGAGCUGCGAAAGCUCAAAGCCAUCAACUCAGUCGCUUUCCACGCAGCCAAGUGCACGCUCAUAUCGCGGGAGGACGUGGAGGCGUUGUACUUCUCCUGCAAGACCGAGCGCGUGUUCAAGUCCAGUAGAAGGAAAGCCAAGCCGGUGUGUGACGAGGAAGACGAUGAAGAUGAGUCCACGGGGCUCCUCCACGCAGAAGCGGAGCUAUGGAAGGAGAAAGUUUGGCUCAGUUUCCACGGCGUUCCCGACACGCUGACACUUCACAGGAAGAAAGUGACUACCGGCCUCAGCGGCUCCAAACUACCUCAGUUUUACCACAAAACCCACGCACGAGAUUACCGCUCGAUGACCAAGUUCGGUCAGAGACACUUUAAAAACUAUGAAACAGCAAAAAGUCCAAGGGAUUACUUGACGGUGGGACACACGCAGGCGUUUGUGCGCGGCGCGGCGAGCCGGCAGCCGCUGCUGCUCCAGUCCGCCAUGACGGCUCAGUCCAGGCUCGCGCGCUCCGACCUGUUUCACAAGAGGAAGAGGAGGCGCGAGGGGGGCGGCGGCAGGCACGCGCUCCACCACCACCACGUCCCGCCGGUGCUGCUUGUGCAGCCCAAAACACCCGGUGCUCACCCGCCCGGGUUCGGUGCUUUCCACUUCACCCCGGAACUAUUCACCGACUCCAGACCUCACCACCACCACCACCACCCGAGCCUGGCGGAGAGCUGCACCAGCGACUCCGAGUCCAGCGCCUGCUCGGACCGGGCCUACCCGGAUUCGGAUUUUGGGUCAGGCUUGUCCACCAGCAGCGGAUCCGGCAGUUCCGAUGAAGACUGCGAGGAGGACGAGUCGGACAGCACGGACGUCAGCUCGGACGAGGAGGACAGCUCCUCUCACUCGGACUCCAGCUCUGUCUCGAGUCGGGUUUCAGUGCAGAGUAUUCGGUUCCGGCGGGCCCGGGUCGCAUCUCUUACCAAAACACAGCACACAAGUAAAGCACCUUUGGUCCUGCAGCCCACGUUUCAUUACUCCCACCCAGAGCUACCUAGGCCCCCCUCGCCGAUCAGGUCUGAGGGGUGUUUUUUGGGGGGUUCUUUGACGCACGGAUCUACACAGACAUUUCAUUGUAAUUAUGGUGCUGAAAGUAUUUUUGCUGCUGAGGAACCAAACGGGACCAAGUCCUCAGGUAGAAUCCUGGUCCCGCCCAGCAAGUGUGCUCCCAGACCUCAGUGUGACCCGGACACAAACGCCAAACUCCCCAGAGGUUUCGAUAAAAGCGAACCAAUAACUCUCUAUCUGCCACUGAAAAAUAUCAAAACCGAGGUGGAGGAUCCGACUGUGAACGCACCCCCUUACCCGGACAGCGGCAGGACAGUGAACGCACCACCAUUCAACCAGCACAAUGUAAAAGUGAAGGUGGAGGAGAGCUGCGAUGAAUAUGAAAACCACAUCAGUGCGGUUCAAUGUAAAGCUGAUAAGACAGAGGAUCCCAGCGGUGUCACCAAACAAGGGGAGGGGGUUAAAGCCACAGAAGAGGGAAGCCCUGGUGUGACCCCCGCCUCCUUUGGUGCCUCUCACGACUGGAAGAACGUCCAGGACUCUGAAAAGGGGAACAAAAACUGCAAGGCUUCAGCGCUGGGGAGGAAAUCCAGAGUCCCAAAAACAAAACACAUGGUGAAACGGGUCAGCAAGACUGCAGCUUCGUCUCAAUGCGAGGAGGGCUCGGCUGAAGAAUUACCGAGCAAACGUAAACGCAACAGCAGCUCUGUAGCAGCGAACGGGAAAGUGCCUUUUAGCCUCAUGGCGAUUUUCCCGUCUCCGCCGUCGCUGGUUGUCGGCAGCGACGGGGAUUUGUGUCCUGCUUACUCCCUGAACUCACUGAGGGCCCCCGGGACUCCCCCUCCGUCUCACCCUGUGUGGAGUUGGCAGCCAGGCGGACACAUUCUCCCUCCCCCACCCGUUCACAGGACCAGGAAAUACUGAGUUUUUAAAUCGCAUGUAGCCUGAGUCGCGUGAGUUCGCCACAGGGCUCCUAACUUUUUCUAUUUUCUUUCCUGUGAAUUGGAUUUAUAUGUUUUUAAGAACGGUGGAGUAAACGGAACAUGGGCUCCACUGACCGUGAAGAGUCACACGUGGAUUUGAUCUGAACUCUUUCUCGA